CAGCACAUUUCUUGCACGUUGGUACCUCCCUGAGCGUACGCAGCUUGCUGCUGUGCAGGUGUUUUGCAUAAGGGAGCUCCUUGCUUUCGUCUUAACAGUGUGCCAGACGCUACCUGAAGUCAUGGCUGACCAGGUGGCUGCCAUGUGUGAUCAGCUUAUCAAAGCUGUGAAUGUGAUGAUGGAUGCGGAGACAAGCCAAAUUUACCGACUGGAGGCCCUAAAGUUUUGUGAAGAGUUUAAAGAGACAAAUUCCUUCUGUGUCCCAUGUGGCUUACAAUUGGCCGAUAAAGCCCAACCAGCUGUAGUGAGACACUUUGGUUUGCAAAUCCUGGAGCACGUCAUCAAGUUCCGAUGGAACAACAUGCAACAACAAGAGAAGGUCCAGUUGAAGGAGUGUGCCAUGCAGCUAUUAUCAAAUGGUACUCAUUCUAUCCUGGAGGAGGAGAGCCAUAUCAAAGAUGCCCUCUCACGAAUCACAGUGGAAAUGAUAAAGAGAGAAUGGCCUCAGCAUUGGCCAGAUAUGCUGAAAGAGAUGGAGGCUCUCACUAGCCAAGGGGAGGCACAGACAGAGGUGGUGAUGUUGAUCCUUUUGAGGCUGGCAGAGGAUGUGAUCACCUUCCAGACGCUGCCCACUCAGCGACGCAGAGACAUCCAGCAGACACUCACCCAAAACAUGGAAAGCAUCUUCAGUUUCAUGAUGGCAAUUUUGCAGCUCAAUGUCGAGGACUACCGUAAACUGAAAGGAAUGCCCGGACAUGAACUGCAGGCCAGAGCUCACUGUCGAGUCGCUGUGGCUACGCUGAAUACACUUGCAGGCUACAUUGACUGGGUGUCUCUGGUGCACAUCACCUCCGGAAACUGCCAUCUACUGGAAAUAUUAUGUCUGCUGCUGAGUGAGCCAGAGCUGCAGCUGGAGGCGGCAGAGUGCCUGCUCAUCGCUAUCAGCCGGAAGGGCAAGCUGGAGGAUAGGAAGCCAUUCAUGCUGCUGUUCGAUGAUGUUGCCAUCCACUACAUCCUUUCUGCAGCACAGUCAGCAGAUGGGCUGGCGAUAUCUAAGAAAUCCUCUGAAUCACAAGCGGUGGAGGUGGUGGAGCGGCGCUACAUCUUCCUCAAGAGGCUGUGUCAGGUCCUGUGUGCUCUGGGAGGACAGCUCUGCUCAUUAGUGGGUUCAGAGGUUGAGGUUGAAGUACCUGCAAAUCUCAGCAAGUACACGGAAGCCCUUUUAGCAUUCACUACACAUUCCAGUCAGUUUUUGAAGUCGUCCACUCUGGCUACAUGGGGAGCUUUGUUCAGACAUGAGACUCUGUCGAAGGAUGCGGUCGUUGUGGAGAUGGCCGUCAAAUACCUCAGAGCGUCUAUGACCAACCUAGUCAAGACUGGGUUUCCAUCUAGAGACGAUAACCCAAGUUGUGAGUACUCCCGUGUGGACUUCGACAGCGACGAGGACUUCAACUCAUUCUUUAAUUCUUUUCGAGCGCAGCAGGGAGAGGUGCUGAGGAGUGCAUGUCGCAUUGUUCCUCUGGAGGCCUUUCAGAUAGCAGCAGAAUGGUUACAGUAUCAAAUUGCCAGCCCUAUUGACAUGGGGGAUACCACAUCUAAAACUGCAGAGGGCCUGUGCUCCCUCCUGUCUCCAUCUGUGGUCCAAUGGGAUGCGAUGACCAUCUUCAUGGAGUGCAUGGUCGCACAGAUCUUCAAAAGUCUGGAAGAGGAGAAGUUGCCCAUCGAUCAGAGCAUGGAGCUGCUGCAGGCCGUGCUGAACUACGACACCAAAGACCCGCUCAUCUUGUCCUGUGUGCUCACCAACGUCUCUGCCCUCUUCCCGUUUGUCAUACACAGACCACACUUCCUGACACAGGUCCUAUACAAGCUCUUUAAAGCCAUCACAUUUGAGAUCGGUCAGGACAAUAAGGCACCUCGGACCCGGGCCGUAAAGAAUGUGAGGAGGCACGCCUGUUCUUCUAUCAUCAAAAUUUGCCGGGAUUACCCACAGUUCAUCUUGCCUUGUUUCGACAUGUUUUACAAUCACGUGAAGAAGCUGUUCUCCAGCGACGCCACAUUGACUCACAUGGAGAAAUGUUCACUGAUGGAAGCGUUGGUGCUGAUCAGUAACCAGUUCAAGGACUUUGCAAAGCAGAAGGCUUUUCUAGACGAACUCAUGGCGUCAGUGGUGACAGAAUGGACCUCAGAUGAGAUGAGGCAUGUGCUGUGGGACCCUGCCAUCUUCCUGUCCUUCAUUGGAGCGGAUCAGGUGGUCACCGAGCAAAAUGCAGAUUCAGACACAACAGGCCUUAAUAGGGGACGGUUGAGUUUUUGUUUGUAUGCCAUGUUGGGGGUGGUGAAACGGGCACGUUGGCCUGCAGACCUGGAGGAAGCCAAGGCCGGUGGCUUUGUGGCGGGUUACACCCCUGCUGGAGCCCCCAUCUACAGAAACCCCUGCACAGCCCAGUUUCUGAUCUUGCUGCCCAACCUGUUGGCUCUUAUCAGGACGCACAACAGUCUGUUUAUGCCAGAGAACAUGGCGCAUCUGAGUGAGACCUUUUCUAGGGCCCAUGAGGUGAUGGAUGCAGAGAAAAAUGUGGUUCUUGGUCUCUCUCAGCAUCUUUUGGACAUUUAUGACUCUCCAGUGUACAGAACCAACCUGGAGCGCAUGCAGGGAUUUUUCACCACAUUGUAUGAUAACUGCUUCCAUGUCCUGGGGAAUGCAGGUCUGUCCCUCCAGCAGGAAUUCUACACCAUUGAGAGGUUGGCUCAAGAAAUCGCUGGCUCUGCCUUCGUCUCCCUCGACCAUGUGCCUGACCACAGACUUCGCCCUAUGAUUCGGGUGUUUUUGAGGCAGCUGGUGCAAUCAUGUCCUCAGGAGUACCACGACAGUCUGCUCUGCCCCCUGCUGGGCCCUCUGUUCGCUUACAUGCAGCAGAGACUCAACGUCAAGUGGCAGGUCAUCAACCAGAGGACCUCAAUAAAUGGCGAGGAUGAGGAGGAGGUGGUGGGUCAGGAGAGCCAGGUGACGCAGGAGAUGUUGGAGGAGCAGCUGGUGCGCCUGGUCACUAGGGAGGUGCUGGAUCUUCUCUCUGUGAGCUGUAUUUCCAGAAAAGUGCCUGAACAUGCAGCAAAUAAAGAGGAAGUAGAAGAGGAAGACAUGAUGAUGGAAUCAGUGCAGACAGCGUCUCCGGCUCAGCCCACAGAGGAGCUGACUGAGCUGGGAAAAUGCCUGAUGAAACACGAGAACAUCUACAUGUCCCUGUUGACCCUCUCCUUCACCUCACUGUCAUGGAAGGACACCACCAACUGUCACCGAACUGCUUCCAUGGUCUGUUGGACCCUUCUGCGGCAGGUCGUAGGGGGUAAUCUUCUUCCUGAGGCGGUCACGUGGUUCUAUACCAGUGUUCUUAGGGGCCUUCAGAUUCAUGGGCAGCACGAAGUCUGCAACUCUACCCUCUCUCAGCUGGCCAUGCUCAUCUAUGAAAACCUGCGGCCUCGCUACAUGGAGCUGAGAACAGUAAUGACCCAGAUCCCAAACAUCAGUGCGGAGGCUCUGGACCAGUAUGACCACAGGCUCAUGGACCCCAAUGCCCAGAAAGUUGGAGACAAAAAGAGAAAAGACCAGUUCAAGAAGCUCAUUGCGGGAACUGUUGGGAAAGCUCUGUGCCAGCAGUUCAGGAAGGAGGUUCAUAUCCGGAAUCUUCCAUCGCUCUUUAAAAAGCCGAAGCCAGACAAGGAUGUACAGAAUAGUGAAGCAUUGGGCCUGGCAGCUCUCUUCUCCCCAGAGAAAAACACUCUGUAGGAACAUGCAGCGCUUCUAACGGACUCCGUACUGACUGAAGACAGGAGUUAUGUGUACAAACCGGGGUUUCCCUCACCAUCCUCCAGCUGGGGCAGUGUGGUGCUACCCAACAUAUCUGUCAACACUUUUUCCAAUUAGUCAUCUUUUAUUUUUACCCAUAUUGUGCUGCAACACCACUCACACUGAUAUAGUAAUAUCUUCCCACAGGCGAGAUUCACACAGAAGGUCCCUUUUUUAAAUCCCAUUUCACACUUCUGCUCCAUUUCUUGUGCAUACCUUUAAGGAGGUUGUAGGAAAUAUUUCAGAUCAAAGAAUGUUUUGUCUGUGUCAGAUUUUGUGAAGGGGACGAUCUAAAUAUAAUCAUUAAUAUUUGCUCUACAGCAGAAGCUCUGCUGAGCCAUAAACAAACCUUGAAAUAGGUAAAUUCUGUGUUUUGUCAUUUACUUUGGGCCUUUUUAAGGGGCAAUAUUUGCUAAUGGCCCAGCAUCAUGUUCACUGAGCAUGCCAUAGACAUAAAACUAGGGAAUGAAACUGAGAGCCCAGCUGUGGUUCGAUAUUCACCCUAGAAAUUGGCAUCGAAAGAUAUCCACACAAGCACAGCCAGUAUACUCAGUAGCUGCAGGAGUGGCCUGUUAGGAAGGACUGUGUGUGUGUGUGUGUGUGUGUGUGUGUGUGUGUGUGUGUGUGUGUGUGUGUGUGUGUGUGUGUGUGUGUGUGUGUGUGUGUGUGUGUGUGUGUGUUCUGGCUCGUAUGGUUUAUGCGAGGUGGAGACCUUUUGUACUUUAAAAAAAAAAAAAUCUUAAUUUCAGAGGAUAGUGUUGGCAGAUAUGUUGUGUGAGCAUGCUGCUGCUGCUGCUGUCAAGUCCUGGGUCGAAAAGAAAGGAAGACUUCUGGUACACAUUUCUCUAUUUACCGUAAUUUCCUUUUGACUGGACGAGCUUGAAUGCAGUUUCUGAUUCUGAAGCAUGUGCUAAUGGUACCUCAGGUGCAACGCUCCCUAUGAUGGAGUGAAGAUACUUUAUUGAAACCAACCCUAAGAGAAAAAAAGCAGCUCGAUUGUGUUUUCAUGAAUGGUUACCGUAGAUUUAAGUGUGAACAACAGUUUUCUAUUAUGCAGAUAUUACUAAGUCAUUGGGUAAUGCAAUGAUGGUUUGCAGUUUUGCCAGAUCUUCAUAUCAGCACAAUUUACACGACAGUUAGGAAUUAUGUAUUUAAUGCAGAUCACAUAUACUACAAAUAAUGCAGCCACAUUUUGUGCCAAAACACUCACAGUAGACUUGACAAACGUGACCAGACAAUUGUGUCUGAGAAGCAAAACCCAACAAUGUAACUUUUGAUUUAAAAAAAAAAAAAAAAAAAAUGUUUAAAGGUGGACUCAACAACUAAUGUGUAGCGUAAUCCAAGUGUUUCUAUUGUUUCCUAGCUAUUCAGUUGGUGAUGAUAUUCUGUUUGUCAUGUGGUCUUUUUGUGUUUGUACUGGUAUUGCCAAGAUGAACCAGCACUACAUUCCUUCAUUGUUCAAGGGAUUGUUUUUGAGAAUAAUUUGUUGGAUGUAUUUUGCUCUUAUGGAGCUAUCAUUGUGGAGAAAGAUUUGUUUUUUAAAACUAUGUGUUGUGUAUAUUCAGACCAAGAUAAAUGUGAGUUAUUUUGGCUUGGAGUGAGCCCCCUUUAAAUGCACAUAGAUGGGUCUGCAUUUCAGAUGCUGGUUUGCUGAGAACAGGUUCACUAUAUACUCACCAGGGAAUAGAAAUAUACAUGAAAUUAAAUUUUUCCAGUGAACUGUUUUCCCUGUCUUUGUGAUGAUUGUUCACAUGUGGCCAUUUUUAAUAAUGCGUGUUCAACACUAAAAUGUUCUGUACAAAGAAGAAAAUAGGCUUUUUAAAAGUGUAGCGUGGUUUAUAUUUUGUUGUUUUUAAAUAAAAUUAUAAUU
Messenger RNA from Seriola aureovittata, 5714 nucleotides. Its product is annotated as exportin-5. The record is from RefSeq and is a predicted model, not a curated record. The transcript is spliced from 33 exons. Gene Ontology annotation, biological process: RNA export from nucleus; protein export from nucleus. Gene Ontology annotation, cellular component: cytoplasm; RNA nuclear export complex; nucleus. Gene Ontology annotation, molecular function: small GTPase binding; RNA binding; nuclear export signal receptor activity. Lineage: Eukaryota; Metazoa; Chordata; Actinopteri; Carangiformes; Carangidae. Bases 122 to 3784 code for a protein of 1220 amino acids.